AUGUUUAAACGCCCGUCGUGUUUACAAGGCCGUCGGCAAGGCGAGCGCCCCGAUGAUUGGUCCGCUUUCCCUGUACGGCAACUAUUCGUGCUAGCGCUAUGUCGCAUUUGCGAGCCCAUCGCAUUCAUGUCCAUCUUCCCCUACGUAUAUCAGAUGGUUGAAUCGUUCAAGGUGACAGACAAUGAUCGUAAGAUUGCGCUGUAUGCGGGGAUGAUCACUUCGGCCUUCACUUUCGCCGAAUUUUCCGCCGGUAUGUUCUGGGGUCGCAUGAGUGACAGGAUUGGCAGGAAGCCAGUCUUGGUCAUGGGUCUGAUUGGCACCGCCAUCAGCAUGAUCGUGUUCGGAUUCGCUCCCAACCUGGCGACUGCAAUGGUCGCCCGGGCCCUAGGAGGUCUUCUGAAUGGUAACAUCGGAGUCCUUCAAACGACCGUUGCGGAGAUUGUCACGGUCAAGGAGCACCAACCUCGGGCCUACUCCAUCAUGCCUUUCGUCUGGUGCUUAGGUUCGAUCAUCGGACCCGCCAUGGGUGGUGCGCUGGCACAGCCCUGCGACAAUUACCCUUGGCUCUUCCAGCGCGGAACCAUUUUCGACAACUUCCCAUUUCUGCUGCCCAACUUGGUCUGCGUUGUUGUCCUCGCCUCCGGUAUCAUCGUCGGCUUGUUGUUCUUGGAGGAGACCCAUCCCGAGAAGAGAAAUCGCCGCGACCCGGGUUUGGAGCUAGGCAAAUGGCUCGUCGAUAAGUUCAAGGGAUCCCGUGUCAAUCUUGCAGAGGGAUUGGAAGUCAAGGCGGCAACUACCGAUGAUGAUUACUUCGACUACGACGAUGUUGCACCCCCAGAGUACCGGAGUGCUGAGUCUUCCCCUCGUUUGGGUCCGAUGAAGGAAUCAGAUGAUCUCUCCACAGAUGACGACAUUGAGGGGCAGAUGAAAGGGCAGAAGCCCAAGGCUUUCACGAAACAAGUAGUCUUCAACAUCAUCGCCUACGGGAUUCUCGCAUAUCACAGCGUCUCCUUUGACCAACUCAUGCCGGUCUUCCUCAGUACCCCUACUUCCACCGAAGAUGCCGUGCUCCCCCUGAAGUUCACCGGAGGGUUGGGGCUAGCGACAAAGAAGAUCGGAUUUAUGCUUGCGGUGCAAGGGGUAUACUCGAUGAUUGCGCAACUUUGGUUGUUUCCAUUCGUUGUUCGUCGAUUUGGCACGCUCAGAGUCUUCCGCUUCGUCUUGCUGGUCUGGCCGCCAUUGUACUUCAUGGUCCCUUACCUCAUCCUCUUGCCGGAGAAGCUACAGCUCGGUGCGGCUUAUAUGGCUUUGAUCAGCAAGAUCACACUACAUGUCAUAGCCUUCCCCGCUACGGCGAUUUUGCUCGCCAACGCUGCUCCGUCCUCCAAGGUGCUCGGGUCUAUCAAUGGUGCCGCAGCCUCCACUGCCAGCUUGAGUCGCGCGUUUGGCCCAACGAUCACCGGCUUGUUGCACUCGCGAGGUCUCGAAAGUGGAUACUCUGUGCUGGCGUGGUGGGCUUGCGGUCUUGUCUGCGUUGUUGGUGCCUUCGAGAGUUUCUGGAUGGAAGAGUCUGAGCGAGAGAACGAGGCGGAAAAGAAGGCCCAGUCCGAUGAUACGACCACGGAUCGCAAUGUGCUGCGGGGUUCUUUAAUUGCCGGUAAGGAGGAUGGUACUCCCGAAGAGGUGCGGAGAUUGCUCUCUUCCGCGCGGACGAGCAUUGAUGAGCUGGACGUCACUCCUCAAGUUGAGUCGGCACAAUUACUCGUGGCUGAGCCUCUUAAGUCCGAGGUAGACGCCUGAAGCCUCCUACGUAUUCUCAUUUAUUAUCUCUACGCACUGCUCCUCACAAUUCCCCUGAAUUUUCUCUUCCUCUUCCAUUUUGACUGUUGGCUUCAUACGUCAUGCUUAACUUUCUCUGUUUUACCAUGUGGAUAUUGUGGUUGGUGGCUUGCCUUUUUCUUUCUAUUUUUCUGUAUUUUCCUUUUUUAGACCAUGAUUCAAGAUGGGUUGAUGGCGCAGUUUAUAGACCGGGUGCAUACUAUGCAACAAAAGCAUGAGGGCUGGCGAGUCUGUUUCACAUUUUCUGUUUUUGUUUCCUGUUGGCAUUAGCAUGGGCAUCGUUGGGCAUCUAUGACUUCAUGCAUUGGAGAGGCUGUUUGUGUUUUCCGUUCACUGUCUGCUAUUGCGCUUAUUAUAUCCCAC
This is a messenger RNA of Aspergillus homomorphus CBS 101889, 2202 nucleotides long. Its product is annotated as MFS transporter. Bases 1 to 1800 code for a protein of 599 amino acids. The record is from RefSeq and is a predicted model, not a curated record. The transcript has 3 exons. NCBI's taxonomy places the organism in Eukaryota, Fungi, Ascomycota, Eurotiomycetes, Eurotiales, Aspergillaceae. Gene Ontology annotation, biological process: transmembrane transport. Gene Ontology annotation, molecular function: transmembrane transporter activity.